Drosophila obscura is the source of this 3797-nucleotide messenger RNA. Its product is annotated as ATP-binding cassette sub-family G member 4. NCBI's taxonomy places the organism in Eukaryota, Metazoa, Arthropoda, Insecta, Diptera, Drosophilidae. Bases 774 to 3116 code for a protein of 780 amino acids. Gene Ontology annotation, cellular component: plasma membrane. Gene Ontology annotation, molecular function: ATP binding; ABC-type transporter activity; ATP hydrolysis activity. The transcript has 12 exons. The record is from RefSeq and is a predicted model, not a curated record.
UGGCGAGCGUCGCGUUUGAAGCGCACGUGUAAACGAAACAGUAGCGCAAAAGGGGCAGACGGGAGACCCAAAAAGAAAUAACAUAAAGCAAAAUCGAAAAGAAAAAAAAAAGUAUAUAAUGUACAGUGGCGUGCCUGACAAAUACAAAAACAAUUGAAAUUAAUUUACGCGCCGCUGCCCAUCUGCAUAAGUUCAAUGAAGGAGGCAAAAGCAGAGUGAAACAAAACAGCGCAAACAUACAGUGAGUGAGUCGGUCGUCCCCUCUCGUUUACACCGUCCCCCCUCCUGGUGAAUGUCAGUCCGAAAAGGAAGAAAGUGCAACACAAAAUCGAAUUCAAUUACACACAAAAUACAAAAUAAAAAUAAAAUAAAACCGCAAACGAUUUAAAGAAGAAUCCAAAAACAAUUUCAAAUCAAAGAAGAAAAGUUUUCUUGGGCUCAAGUUUUCUUCAAUUUUCCCAGUGGAAUGUUGUGUUUUCAUUCAUGAAUUGCGUUCUGUGCCGAUGCUUUUCCACUUGUCAAUUGCUACGUCGCAUUGUCUUGGUCCAUAUGCGCCGCCACUCGUAUUCUGCGUCUUAGGGCGAACAAUAUUAUUAGUAACUAUAGCAACAGCAACAGCAACAAACUUUCGACAACAAAGACCAGCCAAAGCAUCGAAACGAAACCAAACGAAAGAAAGAAAGAACUUUCCGGGCGCAUCGCGUGUGUGAGCAUCGUCAUUUGGGAGCGCAGUCAACAGAGCUAUAGAACCUCUCCCGAAGAACCACUUAAAUAUGACACUCUUGCCAGAUAUCAAACCCUCGGAUGCCGCCUGCUGUGGCGGUGGGGCAAGCAGUGAUGCCAGCAGCACCUCCGGUGCCAGCAGUCACAAGAGACACCACCAGGGCAAACAUCACGACAGUGGCUGUCUGGGCAUUAAUUGCUGCACCACAGCCGCCAGCUCGGAGCUGUCCAUCGAUGAGACAUCGUCCACAUCGUCCCGGGGUUCGGAUGCCCUGGCAGCCAAGUUGAACAACAAUUUGAAUGUCUUCCAGAGGCCCAACUAUCUUGAGGGCAUGUCGCAUGCCAAUUUCGAUCCUUGCGAGCCAGUCAAUAUUGAGUUUUCCGAUGUGCGAUAUCAAGUGAAAAAGUUCUCAUUUCCAGAACGAAAAUUUGUCACCAAGGAAAUCCUUCAUGGUCUGAAUGGUAGUUUUCGUGCUGGGGAACUGACAGCCAUCAUGGGUCCCUCGGGUGCGGGCAAGAGCACCCUGUUAAAUGUCAUGUCUGGCUUCUGCGCCACUGGUGUGUCGGGCAAUAUUCGAGUUAAUGGCAAGCCCAUGGCGCCCAGCUCUGACAGAUUCCGUCAAAUGUUGUGCUACAUUCAUCAGGACGAUCUGUUGCGUCCCCAGUUAAUGGUGGGCGAAAUAAUGCUCCUAGCUGCACAUCUUAAGCUGGGUUUUAAGGUCAGCAAGGCCUACAAAUUGGAUUUGAUUAAGCACAUCUUAUCGCUGCUGGGCAUGGAGCAUCGGUAUAAUGUGCAUACGGCAAAGCUUUCGGGUGGCCAGAAGAAACGUCUCGCCAUUGCCCUGGAGCUGAUAAGUAAUCCUCCAGUACUCUAUCUGGAUGAGCCAACGACUGGUCUGGACAGCUCUUCGUGCAGUUCUUGCGUGGCGCUGCUGAAGAAACUCGCCUCCCAGGGCCACACCAUUGUUUGCACCAUUCAUCAGCCUAGUGCUUUGAUAUUUGAGAUGUUUGACAAGCUCUAUACGGUGGUCGAUGGUCACUGCAUGUACCAGGGACCAGUGCGAGAGCUGGUGCCAUUCCUUGCCGAACAGCAGCUCGUCUGUCCCAGCUAUCACAAUCCAGCUGAUUAUCUGCUGGAGGUGGCCGUCGGCGAGCAUCAACGUGAUCUGAAUGAAUUGAUCCAUGCGGCGAAUAAAAAGUAUUACGAGGAUGUGGAUCGAUAUCGUUAUAUGAACAGUGCGGAGGUCUCACGGCUCAUGGCAAAAAUAUCAGACAACAUUGGCGGCAAAGAGCUGAGCACUUCGAGUCAAAUGUUGCCAACAGUUGCGCUGGCGCAAUUCUCCAGCUACGACUAUGUAAAACCGGCACAGCAGGAACUGGCGCUGGAGGAGAUCAAGGCACUCAAUGGCUCCACCGAGUUGGAGUUGGUGGAUCAAGAGCAAUCGGAGAAUCAGCAACAGCAACAGCAGCAGCAGCAGCAGCAGCCGCUGCCACUCGCCAAUGUCAAAGCAACCGUCAAAGAGCUUGCCAAGCCAACGAAUGCCACCAGCUCGGCCUCGUUCCUCAUGCAAUAUAUGCUCCUGAUGCAACGCAUCUUGAUCUGUGCCCGUCGCAGCUACUUUCUGCUGCUGGCCCGGAUCUUUUCGCACAUUUUCAUUGGCGUUGUCUUUGGCUAUCUCUACCUGAAUGUGGGCAACAAUGCACAGAGCGUGCUGGGCAAUUACGUCUAUCUGUACGGUUCGACACUGCUCUUGGUCUACACGGGCAAAAUGGCGGUGGUCUUGACAUUUCCGCUGGAAAUUGACAUGCUGACAAGGGAGCACUUUAACCGCUGGUAUAAGCUCGGUCCGUACUUCCUAUCGCUGAUCUCCUUCGAGAUACCCUUCCAGAGCCUCUGCACCGCCCUGUACAUCAUCAUCAGCGUACAUUUGACGGGCAACGAUAGCGUCGAGUCUUUUCGCAUUUACUACUUUAUGCUGCUGGGAAUAAUGGCUUCGUUGAGUGCCCAGGCCUGGGGCUUCUUCGUGGGAGCCACCAUGCCAACAAAGCUUGCCGUGUUUCUGGGACCCAUAUUGGCGGUGAUGUUCUCCGUGUUUGGCUUCUGUACGCGAUACAUUGACAUUACACCGCUGUUCCGUUGGAUGUGGCAUCUGAGCUAUUUCCGGGCCGGAUUCCAUGGUGCUUUGAAUGCCAUCUAUGGGAUGGAUCGCGCUUUCCUCGAGUGUCCAGAGAACACGAUGUACUGUCAUUUUCGGAGUCCCAAAGUGUUUCUCAAGUACAUGAUGAUCUCGGACGUGCACAUGUCCGACUGUCUGCUGCUGAUGGGCAUUGUGAUCGGUGUGAUGCAUGUCCUGACCAUCCUCACGCUCUGGCACAAGCUGAACAAACGAUAGGAGCUAGGUCCUACACAUACUAUGUUUAAAUCGCCUACGUGUACGUUCUUAAGUCUACGUUUUAUUCCUUAUGUACAUAAUUGGGUGUGUCUAUCAACAAACUCUCUGUUUUUAAUUCCCUGUAUCUUUAGUUAAGUCUUUAAUUUACAUAAUACCUAUUUCGUCAGCGUUUUCUUGGCUCAUUUUUAUAUCGAUCGACCCAAUCGUUCAUGUUGAAGCUAGCUUAGUUAUUUAUUUAAAUAUUCAUUGAUACAAGAAGGCUUUAGGGUAGCUUAUUCCAGUUUAAGUGCUGAAUACCAAAAAAAAACAAAAACAAAUCCACAAAAAUUACCCAUAAACAAUAUCAAUCGCCCAGUUUCCAUUUUAGCAAUCAAAACUUGCCAUUUUCCAUACGAAAAACCCAAAACUCAUCCAACGAGCUGGGACUCCCUCCUCGUACAGGGAUCCGGGCUAUGCCAAAUCUUGAAUAUCAUCAUCUAAGCUCGUAAGGUUCCGGCACAACAAAGAUACAUUUGUGAUCCACAUUUUUGUUUUGUCUCUUUAGUGUUUAUGUAGCUUUAGUUUUACUCCUAAGUUCGAAUUUUAUGUUUAAAACGGCUGAUGAUGAUCGAAAUUUCUUAUGUCUUAUGUGUAUAGCAAAUCUUUUAGAUUAUAUUUUGAUUUGUUUUAGUUUCUUAAAUA